CUGACCGACAACGUGAACACCAUGGCCCAGAAUCUCACCUCGCAGGUGCGGUCCAUCUCGGACGUGACGCAGGCCAUCGCCAAGGGUGAUCUCAGCAAGAAGAUCGAGGUGCACGCGCAAGGUGAAAUCCUGACCCUGAAGAUCACCAUCAAUAACAUGGUCGACCGUCUGGCCAAGUUCGCGACCGAGCUCAAGAGGGUGGCUCGCGAUGUCGGUGUGGACGGCAAGAUGGGCGGUCAGGCCAACGUGGAAGGCAUUGCUGGUCGCUGGAAGGAAAUCACGGAGGAUGUUAACACCAUGGCGGAGAACUUGACGUCCCAAGUGCGGGCCUUUGGGGAAAUCACCGAUGCCGCCACGGACGGCGACUUCACCAAGCUGAUAACCGUCAAUGCUUCGGGUGAGAUGGACGAAUUGAAACGCAAGAUCAAUAAGAUGGUUUCCAAUCUGCGUGACAGUAUUCAGCGAAACACCGCCGCUAGGGAGGCGGCCGAACUGGCAAACCGGACGAAAUCCGAGUUCCUGGCGAACAUGAGUCACGAAAUCCGAACCCCCAUGAACGGUAUUAUCGGCAUGACCCAGCUGACCCUCGACACCGACGACCUCAAACCGUAUCCCCGUGAGAUGCUGAAUGUCGUGCACAAUCUGGCCAACAGUCUCUUGACGAUUAUCGACGACAUCCUGGAUAUCUCGAAGAUCGAAGCCAACCGGAUGGUCAUCGAGAGUAUCCCCUUCUCCGUCAGAGGCACCGUGUUCAACGCGUUGAAGACGCUGGCGGUCAAGGCCAACGAGAAGUUCUUGAACCUGGCAUACCAGGUCGACAGCUCGGUGCCCGAUUAUGUCAUUGGCGAUCCGUUCCGUCUGCGCCAGAUCAUUCUGAAUCUGGUUGGCAAUGCCAUCAAGUUCACGGAGCAAGGUGAGGUGAAGCUCACGAUCAGCAAGUCCGAACGGGAACAGUGUGCUCCGGAUGAGUACGCGUUCGAAUUCUGUGUGUCGGACACCGGUAUCGGUAUCGAGGAGGAUAAGCUCGAUCUCAUCUUCGAUACCUUCCAGCAAGCGGAUGGCUCGACGACUCGCCGGUUCGGCGGUACCGGUUUGGGGCUGUCCAUCUCGAAGCGUCUUGUCAAUUUGAUGGGUGGUGAUGUGUGGGUCACGUCGGAAUACGGCCAUGGCAGCACGUUCCAUUUCACCUGUGUCGUGAAGCUGGCCGACCAGUCGCUUGACGCCAUCAGUUCCCAAAUGAUUCCGUACAAGAACCACCGGGUCCUCUUUAUCGACAAGGGCCAGACCGGUGGGCAUGCGGAAGAAAUCACCAAGAUGCUCAAACAGCUGGAGCUGGAGCCGUUGGUUGUCAAGGAUGAAGACGAAGUGCCUCCGCCGGAGAUCCAAGACCCGUCUGGCAAAGAGUCGGGCCACGCGUACGAUGUCAUCAUCGUCGACACGGUUGAUACGGCCCAAAAUCUGCGGACGUUUGACGAGUUCAAAUAUAUCCCCAUUGUUCUGCUCUGCCCGGUCGUUUCGGUCAGCUUGAAGUCGGCGCUCGACCUGGGCAUCACAUCGUACAUGACGACCCCAUGUCAACCCAUCGACCUGGGCAAUGGCAUGCUCCCGGCUUUGGAAGGCCGUUCGACCCCCAUCACCACCGACAAUUCCCGGUCGUUCGACAUUCUCCUUGCCGAGGACAAUGAAGUCAACCAGAAGCUGGCCGUGAAGAUCCUGGAGAAGUGCAACCACGGUGUCACGGUCGUCAGCAAUGGUCUGGAGGCCCUGGAGGCUGUGAAGAAGCGACGGUACGACGUCAUCCUGAUGGACGUUCAGAUGCCGGUCAUGGGAGGCUUCGAGGCGACGGCUAAGAUUCGUGAGUAUGAACGGGAGAAUUCGCUGUCCCGCACGCCGAUUAUUGCCCUCACUGCUCACGCCAUGUUGGGCGAUCGGGAGAAGUGUAUCCAAGCGCAGAUGGACGAGUAUCUGUCGAAACCUCUCAAGCAGAACCAGAUGAUACAGACCAUUCUGAAGUGCGCGACGCUUGGUGGAAAUUUCCUGGAAAAGAACAAGGAAUCCCGCCUCUCCGGUAGCGGCGAAGGGCAUUCUGGAGGCUCUCAUCCGGACGGCAGGCCCCAGCAGCAGCAGCAACAGCAGCGACCCGGUCUCGAGAGCAGAGCUCUUACCGCGCCGGGUUCGACUACCAAGGGCAGUUCGGAUAGGCCGUCUAAUGCGAAGUCGAGUGCGAGAUCGAGUGCGAAGUCGACUGAGAAGGCUUCUGAGAAGCCAGCUGUGAAGUCUACUGAGAAGCCAGCUGGG
Messenger RNA from Rasamsonia emersonii CBS 393.64, 2298 nucleotides. RefSeq names its product Two-component osmosensing histidine kinase (Bos1). The annotation marks the transcript as partial. Gene Ontology annotation, cellular component: membrane. Gene Ontology annotation, molecular function: phosphorelay sensor kinase activity. The record is from RefSeq and is a predicted model, not a curated record. The transcript has a single exon. NCBI's taxonomy places the organism in Eukaryota, Fungi, Ascomycota, Eurotiomycetes, Eurotiales, Trichocomaceae. Gene Ontology annotation, biological process: cellular hyperosmotic response; phosphorelay signal transduction system; phosphorylation.